ACCCUUUUUUUUGAAACAGUUAGCGCCGGUAAAGUGUGAGUUAUCAAAAACCCCUCUUCCAUAAAAAGCGAUUGUUAAAAUAAUUAUACAAGAAACAUCAAUUAAUAAUGCGGAAUGCUGCAACGUGGCGUUAACCAGUGCUUAUGGUUCCUAGUGCCGAUCGUCUCUCUCUACGUCUACCCAAUUUUGGGCGGUUUCAACUGCCUGAGCAAUCCGUGCGUGCACGGCGUGUGCAUCGAUGAUCUGAACACGAGCUACUCCUGCUACUGCAUCGACGGCUACACGGGCGUACAGUGCCAGACCAACUGGGACGAGUGCUGGUCGAACCCGUGCCAGAACGGUGGCGUCUGCCGCGACGGCAUAGCCACCUUUAACUGCACGUGUCCGGCCGGGUUUCUCGGGGAGUUUUGCGAGGAGGACUACAACGAGUGCGCCAGUAAUCCCUGCUUGAAUAAUGGCACUUGUAUGGAUGUCACUAAUGGGUACAAGUGCGUGUGUCCACUGGGUUACUUGGGGGAUAACUGCGAGAUAGACGUUGCCGUUUGCAAUGCCACAAAUGAGACUCGCUGUGAGAAUGGGGGGAUUUGUGUUGAGGGUCCGGGGCUUACUUACUCAUGCGCCUGUCCGCCAGGCUGGGAGGGUAAGCUGUGCGAAACUGAAAUUGACGAAUGCAUGUCGGCGCCCUGUCAAAAUGGCGCGGUUUGCAUCGACAAAAUGGCGGACUACGCUUGCGCAUGCUUGUUCGGAUUCACAGGGAAAAAUUGCCAGGAACAGAUUACGCACUGCGAGCAGAAUCCGUGCCAGAAUGGCGCUUUGUGCCUAAGCGAGAACGGUCAAGAUACUUGCUACUGUGUCCCGGAUUUCCAUGGAGAUCGUUGCCAAUAUCAGUAUGAUGAAUGCGAGCUGGGGUCCAGGUGCAAAAAUGGAGGAACGUGCAUAGAUGGAGUCGACAGUUUCACAUGUUCCUGCCCUCCGAAUUUGACAGGUUUCUAUUGCGAGUGCCUUGUAAUUGACGGCAACCAAUUGGAUUGCAACUACAUUGCGACGACAAAUACGCAAACUACAAGUGCAACUGAAACAACGAAGACAAUAACAGAAUCUUUUCAAACAACUCCUGUGCCAAAUAUUUCUAUUGCGUCUACGUCUUCAACUCCAUUCGUCGAGAUCACCACCAGCCCAAAAACGGAGACGACCCCCUUAAUCGUCGAAGAAACAACUGACUUUCCCACAAUGGAAUCGAGCGAAACCACGACAUUCCACACGGAAACGCCAAAAGUGAGAACGGUCACUGCCAGCUCCGUCCAAUCAUCGACGGGUUCGUCCACUGAAACGCCAACUUACAUCACACCCACACAUCCGCCCACCUUCCUCACAGAGGACCCCACCACGUUCCUCCCAACCGAUCUAACGACAUCGGACACAACCAAGAUCAACGCGACCACCACGCAAUGCGGCCACAACCAAACCGAAUGCCAAAACGGCGGCAGCUGCAUUUACACCCCCGAAGGCUACACGUGCAUCUGCCCCUACGACGCCGAAGGCCCAUUUUGCGAACACCGCCUAGGAAUUAAAAACGCCGCGUUCGGCGGAAACUCGUACCUCACCCAUCGCCUGGUCAACGUCUCCGGAACCGACGUCGAAUUCACAACGAAAACCUUCUCCCCGAGCGGUCUCAUUUUCUACGCGAGCAUCGACGCCACCUACAUGGGUCUGUUCCUCGAACGCGGCCACCUGAAGUUCAUCUUCUCCUGCGGCUACCAGACGAUGCUGCUAAGCGAACUCGGACAUCCCGUCAAUGACGGAUUUGAAAUGACGAUCCGCGCCAGGUUGGAGUUCGACGCGAAUUUGAGCGGAUGCAACGCGAGCGUUAUGCUUAAUAAAACGCUCACGAUGAGCGGAAAUCAAGUAGCGAUCGUGAAUAAGCUGGUGAGGCCGACUUCGAUCCUGCACUUGGGAGGUCUGCCUCAGGAGAAGUUUAAGGAGCAUCUACCGGCGAGCGGAUUUAUGGGGUGCGUGACCGAUUUGAAGGUUUUUGGUAGGGACGUGCAGAUUUUUAAAGAUGCAGAGGAUGGUUAUAAGGUCUCGGAGUGCGAGUCGCUCGCUUGCCUGUCAAAUCCGUGCAGUAAUGGUGGAUCGUGCGUUGAAGACGGAGACAGAUGGUAUUGCCGGUGCAAAAAUGGUUACCUGGGAAACUUUUGCGAAAGCUCCAUUUGUGACAACAACCCGUGCCUGUACGGCGCCACGUGCUUACAGUUCACCGGAAAUGGCUACAUUUGCCUAUGCCCAUUCGGCAGACACGGUCACUUUUGCGAAAAUGAACUAGACGCCAGCGAGCCGUACUUCUCCGGAAGCGUACGCGGUCUGUCCUCGUACGCGUCCUAUCAGCUCCCAAUCGGCGGAAUUUCGAACAACAUGGAGGUCAAAUUCAAAUUUCGACCGGCGACCAUGGACCAAAUCGCGAUCCUACUCUUUAUCGGACAACUUGGACAGCACGACGUGACCUCGGAUCACGUGGCGGUCAGCUUCGUCAAGGGUUUCAUUAUGCUCACCUGGAACUUGGGUUCAGGUCCAAGGCGGAUAUUUACGGCGAAACCGUUGCUCAGCGGAAAACCGAGCUACGUUCUGCAGUUCGGACGCGUCGGGCGUAAGGCUUGGCUGUCCGUCGACAAUUUGGGAAACAUCACGGGACGGUCGCCGGGGAACUUGAUUAAUUUGGACGUCGAGCCCGUGCUGUACCUCGGCGGUCACAACUCGCCCAAUUUCUCCACUCUCCCGCACGAUCUGCCGUUGCACAGCGGCUUUUCGGGGUGCGUCUACGACGUGGAGUGGAAGUCGGGCAACUUGAUUAUUCCGUUGCAAAGCUCACGGCAGGUGACCGGACGCGCCGUAGGACAAUGUGGCACUAACGAAUGCCACGAACGGCUCUGUCAAAAUAACGGAGCGUGUCUGCAUCACGGGAGCACUUUCACCUGUUUGUGCCAGGACGGAUGGUUCGGGCCGCUGUGCUCCUCGAGGUUUAACCCGUGCGACUACCAAAGGCACAACUGCUCCGGGGGAUCCACGUGCGUCCCGCUCCUGACCGGUUACGAGUGCGACUGUCCCGUUGGCAAGUCCGGGACGCAGUGCGAGGUGGACGAGACGUUGUCCGACGUUAGCCUCUCGGGAAAGCGCUCCUACAUUAUGUUGCGACAGCCUCCCUUUGAGACUUCCAAGUUUAGUUUCGAGUUGGAACUGCGGCCGUUGAGCGGACGGGGGUUGAUUCUGUUCAUCGGCUAUGGAGAAAGUAGUUUUCUGUCGCUUAACAUGCAAAGCAACAUGCUGGAGUUGCGAGUCUUAGCUUCAGUUAAACGCCAAUUUGGGGGUGGCAAAACUGUUAGUGUGCGAAGCAACAAGCUGUUGGCGAUGGGAGACUGGUACAAAAUCAAGGUGGGGAAGUACGGGAAUAAGUUGUACCUCCACGUGGGUGGCAGCGUUACCAGUGGCUUUCUGAGUAGUGUGGAGGUUUUGAGUAUUUCCGAUGGCGACAUAUACUUAGGUGGAAUUGCCGAUAUGUCGGAUUUACCGUUUGCGGCAACCUCCAGUCUUCCCGUGCCGUUCACGGGUUGCAUCCGGCAAUUCAUGAUUAAUUCGCACCACAUACCGCUCACGUCAGCCUUCAUCAGAGAUGGUCGGAAUGUGGCCGACUGCGAUGGUACCCCGUGCGGGAGUGACGCCUGCGACAACGGGGGCACGUGCUGGAUGGACUCCAACUUGAACCCGCACUGCGCAUGCCCCGAUCCUUACAUCGGUGAGAAAUGCCAACUAACGCCCUCUUGCGAGGAGAGAUCGUGCGGAAAUAGAGGACGAUGCGUAGGUACAAAGUGCUUUUGUCUCAUGGGAUACACGGGGGCCUUCUGCGAAACCGGCAUCACGGUGCACACGCCAGACUUUUCCGGCAACACUCACCUGGUGCUGCGACGAGUCGUAACCGACAAGAAGCGAGACUUGAACAAGUCGAAAACGUCGUACUUAAAUUUGAAUUUUUCCACUGCCGAACAGGAUGGCAUUUUAUUGUGGAGUGCAAAGGACGGCAACUUCCUAGGCGUCGGAAUAGAAAACGGUAACAUAAAGCUCGUAUAUUCCAACACCUACAACGAGACCAUCAUCGAAAUGCCACGACGAGCGCACUUGGCGGACGGCUCCUGGCACAGCCUCGAAUUAAACUUGGAGCCGCAAGUCGAAAUGCGAAUCGACAGAAAACCGCUGCACCUGCAACACCAAACGGAAGUGGCGUCCAACCGAUUUCCAUCCAACGCGAUUUUUUACCUCGGAGGUUUGCCGCGCGACAAAAACCUAACCAGCGCCACCUACGGUUUGUUUAAGCAACCGUUCGUGGGGUGCAUCGGUGCAAUACAAUUCAACAAAGAGAAGUUAAUACAAGAUUUUUCAGUUUACGAAGGCGAAAAUGUUGGUGUUUGUAAUAAUUUAUAAUUGUGUUCAUUUUUAAAGUUAAGGGAUACUGUUGUUACGAAGACACUUUUUUUACAAUAACAAUUGCAAAUUCCGACCAGUUAAAAACAUUAAGAAUAGAAAUGUGUUUCAGGAUCACACUGACCACAAUUUAAACAAUAGGUAUAUUUUAGUUUUGUUGGUAGAGUAAUUGCACUAAUCACGUAAGUGUACAAUAUUGAUUACUUUUAGCCAAUAAACAAAAUGGCGGUCUCAUCCCACCAAUAGUAGUUACAAUGUGCUGCCACCAGAGGUCUCAUUCCUGAAACACAGCAAUAAUCACCAUUUGUUUGUUUCCUACCUUUGUUGAAAUUGUGUGCAAUAUUAUUGUUGAAUUAUUUGAUUUCCUAAACGAAACAGUUGGUACAGAAUACAAAAAAAAACAAAUAUACUAGUA
Messenger RNA from Photinus pyralis (common eastern firefly), 4885 nucleotides. RefSeq names its product protein eyes shut. Gene Ontology annotation, molecular function: calcium ion binding. Lineage: Eukaryota; Metazoa; Arthropoda; Insecta; Coleoptera; Lampyridae. The coding region runs from base 115 to 4470 and encodes 1451 amino acids. The transcript has 14 exons. The record is from RefSeq and is a predicted model, not a curated record. Gene Ontology annotation, cellular component: plasma membrane; protein-containing complex. Gene Ontology annotation, biological process: heterophilic cell-cell adhesion; establishment or maintenance of epithelial cell apical/basal polarity.